UGUCUCAUUCCCCACUCCGACCUGUGGUUUGUGCUAUCUGACGUGAGAUAAGCGUCGGUGGAAAGCUAGCAGUCUGAACUAUGGAGCAGAUACAUGAUAUCCAGGUCGUUCCGUGCACCAACUCCAAUUAUCUGAAACCAUUCAGGGUGCACUAUAACCAGAAUGGGACGAAGAAAUCGUGGGACUUCAUGCGAACUCAUGACAGUGUUUCGGUGCUGAUCUUCAACACCACCUCACACUGCUUCAUCUUGGUCAAGCAGUUCCGCCCAGCCGUGUACAUGUGUGAGUGGGAGAGGACCAAGGAGCCAGCCGUGCAGGCAGCGGCGGGGGAGGAGGAAGGGGCUGCAGCCACUGCCAUCCCGGAGACUCCCAUCGGCGAGACUCCCCAGGAGGAGGCUGUUGCUACGGCUGGGGGCGUCAAGACCCACCAGCCCCCGGGCUCGACGGGUAUGACCUACGAGCUGUGUGCAGGCCUGGUGGACAAGGCCGACCUGUCGCUGGAGGAGAUUGCCAGGCAGGAGGUGCUGGAGGAAUGUGGCUACGACGUGCCAGUCGCCAAGCUGCGGAGGAUCACCUCGUACAGCUCCGGCGUAGGUGUGACAGGAGCCAAGCAGACCAUGUUCUACGCCGAGGUGUCGGACGAGAACCGCGUGGGCGAGGGCGGAGGCGUGCCUCAGGAGGGGGAGCUGAUCGAAGUGGUCAAAGUGCCCCUCCAUGAGGCCAUGACCUUUGCCUAUGACGAGAGCAUCCCCAAGACCAUGGGCGUCAUCUUCAGCUUCAUCUGGUUCCACAACAACAUGUCGCCCAAGUACAAGAUUUCCACCAACGUGUAACCCACCCAACCCCGUCCUUGCACUCUUGAGCCUGAGGUAGAAGUUGCAGUCAACAACAGAUCUGGGAUCAGAAGACCCUAACCCCAAGCCUAAUCUUUACUAUUAAGGGUAUGGAGAAAAAUAUCUGAGCCUGUGUCAGUGGUUAGAGACAACUUCAAUCUACUCCCAACACCUUGCCUCUGACCAUUUCCAUAUAAAAUGGCCCCGUGGUAACCAUUUUUGUCUUGUUACUAACCAUGUUCUUUUUUGGGGGUUUGUCAAAUAUUUGAUCUUAAUUAAUUUUCCUCUAAAACUUGCCAUAUUCACUUUUUGUUGUGUGUAACCUUUUCCUCACAGAGGUCACGAAGAUGGCGACAUCACUCUUGUCCAGAGCUGCUCGUCUGUAGUUGAUUUGAUCACGUUCCAGGAAUGAGAAAAUGUUGUUUCUUAUUCAGUGCCAGAGUUUAUCACAUAUGACGGUCGUUGCUGAGUCUGUUAAAUUGCCACAGCUUUUCCAGGCACGCCUUGCUUACUUUCUCUAUGAUCUACACAGCCUCAAAGCCAGUGUUUCUCAUUCUUGUGUCUUGGGGGGCAUUUUUAGCCCAGCCAAGCACUACCACUCCUAAUUUAACAAAUUAAUGAGUUGAGUAACUGCUGGGCUAGAAAAAAAAAUGGGUCCCCUCACGUCCAGGACUGGGAGACACUUCUCUAAGCAAUAGUUUGAUAGUUGGUUGUUUGAUCAUGUCUAGAAACAAAUCAACAUUUCAGUUUGCUUAGGUGUUUAGAUAUGUUGUAAGCAUUGCAUUGAAUCUAGGGCUGUCACUACAGUAGUGCGUGCUCUGAGGUCACAAGAUAUUGUACUUUUGAUAGAGGCUUCUUUUAACUACCACAGGAAUAUCACCUACCUCUACACUGAUAAGCUUUAUUUCAGUUACUAAUGUCACAAUACCAGUACCACAACACACCGUAUCACAAUACUCAGAGGUAUUGUAAAAUCGUGAUACUACAAUACUCAUCACGAUAAUGCGAUAAUUGUGAGUAUCGUGAUACUGCGCAUUGUGAUAACACUAGUAAACACCAUACGAUUAAUUGUGAUAUUGUGAGAACCUUCUGGUGGACAAUUGCUCUCACACGUAUACAUGUGUGUUAACAGGAAGGCUUCACCGAUACUGGCUGAGAACAACCGCGUUUUUAUGUCUCAGACAGUGUUUUGUUUUUUUCCUAAUGAAGGAAAGUGAUGUCGAGCCCCUAUGAGCCUCCGUAGAAUGGAGCAGGGUCAAUGGGAGUUUUGUUUUGGGAAAUUGAAAACCUAGCUUGUAACAUGUCUGAGUAAUUUUAGCAUGCUACUUAACCCAGCUAUCUGGGAUAGCACCUUGAGCCCAUAGUGCUGUUUUGUGAUCCCUUUUUGUUUUUUAACCUGACGCGGGGGGAAAGUUUGAUACCUGCACUGUGUGGGGCUCGAAGGAAAAUGGUUGCUCUUUUUAACUUGGGCCAUGUCUCAGCUUCACAACAGUUUAAUCCUCCCUUUCCCCCCAUGGCUGUUUUGGCCAGACCACUUCAAGACACCCAGAUUUCCACAGAAAUCAACAACGGCAGCUAUUCAAGUCUGUAGUGGUUUGAAACUAGGGUUGCAAAACGUUCCCAGGUUUUUCAGUAAACCCGGAUGGAGGAUUCCAUUCUCAAUUAUUCCCUCCAGUUUUACUAGAAUUCUUUCAAGCGGAAUUUCUGAAAAACCUAGGAAAUUGGGGAAAGGUUCCGGAAUUGUGCAACCCUAUUUGGGAAAGAAAGUGCUUAAGACAACAAUCACAAAAUCACUUGCUUAACGUCUUAGGUUGAACCGUUUUCCCCCUCUCGAUGAGGUGACAUUCAGGGAUCACCAUUCUGCACCUUUUAGCCAUAGGCUUUUUAACCCUUGGGUAUUGUGCUGAUGACAUAUGUCGUAACAUUUCUAUGUAGUUUGCCAAUAUCACAAACUGUCAAAGUCCUAAAUGGUUAAUUGACAAAUCUUCUUUUGGCAACAUAUUAAUGUGUGGAUUCAUGGCCCCUUUCGCUAAAACUUGGUAAAGAUCAGUGGUAAUAUACUGAACAAAAAUAUAAACGCAACAUGCAAUAAUUUCAGAUUUUACUGAGUUACAGUUCAUAUAAAGAAUUCCGACACUUGAAAUGAAUUCAUUAAGCCCUAAUCUAUGGAUUUCACAUGAUUGGGAAUACAAAUAUGCAUUUGUUGGUUGUACCAGUCAGUACCUGGUGUGACCACCAUUUGCCUCAUGCAGUGCGACACAUGUCCUUCGCAUAGAGUUGAUCAGGCUGUUGAUUGUGGCCUGUGGAAUGUUGUCCCACUACUCUUCAAGGGGUGUGCGAAGUUGCUGGAUACUGGAACAUGCUGUCUUGCAGGUCGAUCCCAAACAUGCUCAAUGGACAAACAUGCCCAUGGACAAACUGGGACAUUUUCAGCUUCCAGGAAUUGUAUACAGAUUAUUGCAACAUGAGGCUGUGUAUUACCUUGCUUAUUGCGACAGAUGAAUGGCACGACAAUGGGCCUCCAGGAUUUGGUAUGCAUUCAAAUUGCCAUCGGGUUAACUGUAAAUGGCUUAUGCCUACCCAUAACUUGUAUUCUCUCUAACACAAGGUGUGCCUGUGUAAUUGUUUUAUUUGAUUUAACUUGGCAAGUCAGUUAAGUACAAAUUCUUAUUUACAAUGACUGCCUACCGGGGAACAGUUAUUUUUAUUUUUUAUUUUUGCUUGGGGAUUCGAUCUAGCAACCUUUUGGUUACUGGCCCAACGCUCUAACCACUAGGCUACCUGCUGUCCCAUAAUUAUUAUGCUGUCAGCUUCUUGAUAUGCUACAUCUAUCAGGUGGAUGGAUUAUCUUGGCAAAUGAGAAAUGCUCACUAAGAGGGAUGUAAACAAAUAUUUUUAAAAAACAUUUGAGAGAAAUAAGGUUUUUGUGCAAAUGGAACUUUUCUGGGAUGUUUUAUUUUAGCUCAUGGGACCAGCACUUUACAUGUUGCGUUUAUAUUUUUGGUGUGUACACACACACACAGUGCACUCGGAAAGUAUUCAGACCCCUUCACUUUUUCCACAUUUUGUUAUUAAAUCAUUUUUUGUCCCUCAUCGAUCUACACACAAUACCCUUUACAUAAGUAUUCAGACUCUGUACUCUAGGACGUCUUGAUGGUUCUGAAAGUCUAAAAUGUAAGAAUGAUGGAGGCAACUGUGUUCUUGGGGACCUUCAAUGUUGCAGAAAUGUUUUGGUGCCCUUCCCCAGAUCUGUGCCUCGACACAAUCCUCUUUCAGAACUUUACAGAAAAUUCCUUCGACCUCAUGGCUUGGUUUUUGCUCUGACAUGCGCUGUCAACUAUAGGAUCUUAUAUAGACCAGUAAGCUGUGUGCCUUUCCAAAUAAUGUCCAAUCAAGUUGUAGAAACAUCUCAAGGAUGAUCAAUGGAAACAGGAUGAGCUCAAGUUAGUCUCAUAGCAAAAGGUCUGAAUACUUAAGUAAAUAAGGUAUUUGUUUUUUAUUUUUAAUGAAUUUGCAAAAACCUGUUUUCGCUUUGUCAUUAUGGGCUUUGUGUGUAGAUUGCUGAGAAUUGCUUUUAGAAUAAGGCUUCAAUGUAACAAUGUGCAAAAAGUCAAGGUGUGUGUGUAUGUAUGUAUGUAUGCGUUUGUUAAACAAAUACGUAUAUUUUAUAUUUGAGAUUCUUCGAAGUAGCUACCCUUUACCUUGACGGCUUUGCACACUUUUUGCAUUCUCUCAACCAGCUUCACCUAGAAUGCUUUACCAAACGUCUUGAAGGAGUUCCCACAUAUGCUGAGCACUUGUUUGCUGCAAUCCAACUCGUCCCAAACCAUCUCAAUUGGGAUGAGGUCGGGUGAUUGUGGAGGCCAUGUCAUCUGAUGCAGCGCUCCAUCACUCUCCUUGGUCAAAUAGCCUGGAGGUGUGUUGGGUCAUUGUCCUGUUGAAAAACAAGUGAUUAGUCCCCACUAAGCGCCAACCAGAUGGGAUGGCCUAUUGCUGCAGAAUGCUGUGGUAGCCAUGCUGGUUAAGUGUGCCUUGAAUUCUAAAUAAAUCACUGUCACCAGCAAAGCAUCAUCACACCUCUUCCUCCAUCCUUCACAGUGGGAACCACACAUUUUAUUUAUUUUUAUUUCACCUUUAUUUAACCAGGUAGGCAAUUUGAGAACAAGUUCUCAUUUACAAUUGCGACCUUGGCCAAGAUAAAGCAAAGCAGUUCAACACAUACAACGACAGAGUUACACAUGGAGUAAAACAAACAUAUAUUCAAUAAUACAGUAUAAACAAGUCUAUAUACGAUGUGAGCAAAUGAGGUGAGUUAAGGGAGGUAAAGGCAAAAAAAUGCCAUGGUGGCAAAGUACAAUAUAGCAAGUAAAACACUGGAAUGGUAGAUUUGCAGUGGAAGAAUGUGCAACGUAGAAAUAAAAAUAAUGGGGUGCAAAGGAGCAAAAUAAAUACAGUAGGGAAAGAGGUAGUUGUUUGAGCUAAAUUAUAGGUGGGCUAUGUACAGGUGCAAUAAUCUGUGAGCUGCUCUGACAGUUGGUGCUUAAAGCUAGUGAGGGAGAUAAGUGUUUCCAGUUUCAGAGAUUUUUGUAGUUCGUUCCAGUCAUUGGCAGCAGAGAACUGGAAGGAGAGGCGGCCAAAGAAAUAAUUGGUUUUGGGGGUGACUAGAGAGAUAUACAGUGCCUUACGAAAGUAUUCGCCCCCCUUGAACUUUGCGACCUUUUGCCACAUUUCAGGCUUCAAACAUAAAGAUAUAAAACUGUAUUUUUUUGUGAAGAAUCAACAACAAGUGGGACAUAAUCAUGAAGUGGAACGUCAUUUAUUGGAUAUUUCAAACUUUUUUAACAAAUCAAAAACUGAAAACUUGGGCGUGCAAAAUUAUUCAGCCCCCUUAAGUUAAUACUUUGUAGCGCCACCUUUUGCUGCGAUUACAGCUGUAAGUCGCUUGGGGUAUGUCUCUAUCAGUUUUGCACAUCGAGAGACUGACAUUUUUUCCCAUUCCUCCUUGCAAAACAGCUCGAGCUCAGUGAGGUUGUGAACAGCAGUUUUCAGUUCUUUCCACAGAUUCUCGAUUGGAUUCAGGUCUGGACUUUGACUUGGCCAUUCUAACACCUGGAUAUGUUUAUUUUUGAACCAUUCCAUUGUAGAUUUUGCUUUAUGUUUUGGAUCAUUGUCUUGUUGGAAGACAAAUCCCAGUCUCAGGUAUUUUGCAGACUCCAUCAGGUUUUCUUCCAGAAUGGUCCUGUAUUUGGCUCCAUCCAUCUUCCCAUCAAUUUUAACCAUCUUCCCUGUCCCCGCUGAAGAAAAGCAGGCCCAAACCAUGAUGCUGCCACCACCAUGUUUGACAGUGGGGAUGGUGUGUUCAGGGCGAUGAGCUGUGUUGCUUUUACGCCAAAUAUAACGUUUUGCAUUGUUGCCAAAAAGUUCAAUUUUGGUUUCAUCUGACCAGAGCACCUUCUUCCACAUGUUUGGUGUGUCUCCCAGGUGGCUUGUGGCAAACUUUAAACAACACUUUUUAUGGAUAUCUUUAAGAAAUGGCUUUCUUCUUGCCACUCUUCCAUAAAGGCCAGAUUUGUGCAAUAUACGACUGCUUGUUGUCCUAUGGACAGUGUCCCACCUCAGCUGUAGAUCUCUGCAGUUCAUCCAGAGUGAUCAUGGGCCUCUUGGUUGCAUCUCUGAUCAGUAUUCUCCUUGUAUGAGCUGAAAGUUUAGAGGGACGGCCAGGUCUUGGUAGAUUUGCAGUGGCCUGAUACUCCUUCCAUUUCAAUAUUAUCGCUUGCACAGUGCCCCUUGGGAUGUUUAAAGCUUGGGAAAUCUUUUUGUAUCCAAAUCCGGCUUUAAACUUCUUCACAACAGUAUCUCGGACCUGCCUGGUGUGUUCCUUUUUCUUCAUGAUGCUCUCUGCGCUUUUAACGGACCUCUGAGACUAUCACAGUGCAGGUGCAUUUAUACGGAGACUUGAUUACACACAGGUGGAUAGUAUUUAUCAUCAUUAGUCAUUUAGGUCAACAUUGGAUCAUUCAGAGAUCCUCACUGAACUUCUGGAGAGAGUUUGCUGCACUGAAAGUAAAGGGGCUGAAUAAUUCUGCACGCCCAAUUUUUCCGUUUUUGAUUUGUUAAAAAAGUUUGAAAUAUCCAAUAAAUGUCGUUCCACUUCAUGAUUGUGUCCCACUUGUUGUUGAUUCUUCACAAAAAAAAACAGUUUUAUAUCUUUGUUUGAAGCCUGAAAUGUGGCAAAGUUCAAGGGGGCUGAAUACUUUCGCAAGGCACUGUACCUGCUGGAGCGCGUGCUUCAGGUGGGUGAUGCUAUGGUGACCAGUGAUCUGAGAUAAGGGGGGGCUUUACCUAGCAUGGUCUUGUAGUUGACAUGGAGCCAGUGGGUUUGGCGACGAGUAUGAAGCGAGGGCCAGCCAACGAGAGCGUACAUGUCGCAAUGGUGGGUAGUAUAUGGGGCUUUGGUGACAAAACGGAUUGCACUGUGAUAGACUGCAUCCAAUUUGUUGAGUAGGGUAUUGGAGGCUAUUUUGUAAAUGACAUUCCCGAAGUCGAGGAUUGGUAGGAUGGUCAGUUUUACAAGGGAAUGUUCGGCAGCAUGAGUGAAGAAUGCUUUGUUUGCGAAAUAGGAAGCCUGUUCUAGAUUUAACUUUGGAUUGAUGAUGUUUGUUUUGGGUCUGGAAGGAGAGUUUACAGUCCAACCAGACACCUAGAAUAUGUGGACAACGACAAAUACCUAAGUCAGAGCAGUCCAGAGUAGUGAUGUUGGGCAGGUGCAGGCAGCGAUCAGUUGAAGAGCAUGCAUUUAGUUUUACUUGUAUUUAAGAGCAAUUGGAGGCCGCGGAAGGAGAGUUGGAUGGCAUUUAAGCUUGCCUGGAGGGUUGUUAUCAGUGUCCAAAGAAGGGCCAGAAGUGUACAGAAUGGUGUCGUCUGCAUAGAGGUGGAUCAGAGACUCACCAGCAGCAAGAGCGACAUCAUUGAUGUAUACAGAGAAGAGAGUCGGUCCAAGAAUUGAACCAUGUGGCACCCCCAUAGAGACUGCCAGAGGUCCGGACAGCAGACCCUCCGAUUUGACACACUGAACUCUAUCAGAGAAGUAGUUGGUGAACCAGGCGAGACAAUCAUUUGAGAAACCAAGGCUGUCGAGUCUGCCGAUGAGGAUGUGGUGAUUGACAGAGUCGAAAGCCUUGGCCAGAUCAAUGAAUACGGCUGCACAGUAAUGUUUCUUAUCGAUGGCGGGUAAGAUAUCGUUUAGGACCUUGAGCGUGGCUGAGGUGCACCCAUGACCAGCUCUGAAACCAGAUUGCAUAGCAGAGAAGGUAUGGUGAGAUUCGAAAUGGUCGGUAAUCUGUUUGUUGACUUGGCUUUCGAAGACCUUAGAAAGGCAGGGUAGGAUAGAUAUAGGUCUGUAGUAGUUUGGGUCAAGAGUGUUCCCCCUUUGAAGAGGGGGAUGACCGCAGCUGCUUUCCAAUCUUUGGGAAUCUCAGACGACAGUGCUGUUGACCGGGGCAGGAGUAGCCAGGUGAAAAGCAUGGCCAGCCGUAGAAAAAUGCUCAUUGAAAUUCUCAAUUAUAGUGGAUUUAUCAGUGGUGACAGUGUUUCCGAUCUUCAGUGCAGUGGGCAGCUGGGAGGAGGUGUUCUUAUUCUCCAUCGACUUUACAGUGUCCCAGAACUUUUGAGUUAGUGUUGCAGGAAGCAAAUUUCUGAAAAUUUCUUCCCUGAACAGCUGUAUAUCACGGGGGCUGUUCGAUGCUAAUGCAGAACGCCAUAGGAUGUUUUUGUGUUGGUUAAGGGCAGUCAGGUCUGGGGAGAACCAAGGGCUAUAUCUGUUCCUGGUUCUACAUUUCUUGAAUGGGGCAUGCUUAUUUUAAGAUGGUUAUGAAGGAUGAAGAAUGAAAAAAAAUAACCAGGCAUCCUCUACUGAUGGGAUGAGAUCAAUAUCCUUCCAGGAUACCCCGGCCAGGUCGAUUUAGAAAGGCCUGCUCGCUGAAGUGUUUCAGGAAGCGUUUGACAGUGAUGAGUGGAGGUUGUUUGACCACUGACCCAUUACGGAUGCAGGCAAUGAGGCUGAGAUCUUGGUUGAAGACAGCAGAGGUGUAUUUAGAGGGCAAGUUGGUUAGGAUGAUAUCUAUGAGGGUGCCCGUGUUUAAGGCUUUGGGGCGGUACCGGGUAGGUUCAUUGAUAAUUUGUGUGAGAUUGAGGGCAUCAAGCUUAGAUUCUAGGAUGGCUGGGGUGUUAAGCAUGUUCCAGUUUAGGUCGCGUAGCAGCACGAGCUCUGAUGAUAGAUGGGGGGGCAAUCAGUUCACAUAUGGUGUCCAGAGCUUGGGUCAGAGGGUGGUCUAUAGCAGGCGGCAACGGUGAGAGACUUGUUUUUAGAGAGGUGGAUUUUUAAAAGUAGAAGUUCAAAUUGUUUGGGUACAGACCUGGAUAGUAGGACAGACCUCUGCAGGCUAUCUUUGCAGUAGAUUGCAACACUGCCCCCUUUGGCAGUUCUAUCUUGUCUGAAAAUGUUGUAGUUUGGGAUGAAAAUUUCUGAAUUUUUGGUGGUCUUCCUACAUGCAGAGAUUGUCCUCACAAAGACACAGCGGUUGGAACCAAUAAUCUCAAAUUUGGACACAUUUCCACCGGUCUAAUGUCCAUUGCUCGUGUUUCUUGUCCCAAGCAAUUCUCUUCUUAUUGGUGUUGGUUAGUAGUGGUUUCUUUGCAGCAAUUUGACCAUGAAGUCCUGAUUCACACAAUCUCCUCUGAACAGUUGAUGUUGAUGUGUCUGUUACUUGAACUCUGAAGCAUUUAUUUGGGCUGCAAUAUCGGAGGAUGGUAACUCUAAUGAACCUAUCCUCUGCAGCAGAGGUAACUCUGGGUCUUCCUUUUCUGUGGCAUGGAGUGUGAUGGUUCUUGUGACUGGACUUGAAGAGACUUUCAAAGUUCUUUACAUUUUCCGGAUUGACUGUCGUUCAUGUCUUAAAGUAAUGAUGGACUGUUUCUCUUUGCUUUUUUGAGCUGUUCUUGGCAUACUAUGGACUUGGUCUUUUACCGAAUAGGGCUAUCUUCUGUAUACCACCCUACUGUAUCACAGCACAAUGGAUUUGCUCAAAAGCAUGAAGGAAAGAAAUUCCACAAAUUAACUUUUAACAAGGCACACUUGUUAACCUGUUUGGGCGCAUGAACCGCUAGCAGGACACCUACGACAACAUCUGGUGAAAUUGCAUAGCGCGAUAUUCAAAAUACAAAAAUCGUUCUUGAAAAUACAGGUGUUGUCAUAUUUCAAAAAGGCUUUAUGGUGAAAGCAUACCAUGCGAUUAUCUGAGGACAGCGCCCCACAUCUAAAUACUUUUUCAGCCAGCACAGGCAUCACAAUCACAAAUAGCGAUUAAAUAAAUUACUUACCUUUGAAGAUCUUCCUCUGUUUCCCAAGGGUCCCUGCUACACAAUGAAUGGUCGUCGCCAAUGAUCUCAGUAAUCCACUCAUUCAACAUGCAUACAAACAAAUCCAAAAAGUUACCUGUAAAGUUCAUCCAAACAAGUCAAACGAUGUUUCAAAUUAAUCCUCAGGUACUCUAAUAUCGAAAUAAACGAUAAUAUUUAAGAUGGAGAAUAGUAUGUUCAAUAGGGAACAUAAAUAACGAAGAGUGCGCACCUCAUUCACGCACCAACAAGACUACUUUUCUAAUGAGACACCUUCGAAAAACUACAACUACUUGCUCAUUUUUCAAACAACAAGCCUGAAACUCUUUCUAAUCACUUUUGACAUCUAGUGGAAGCCAUAAGAACUGCAAUCUGGGUCCUAUCUAUUUGUAUUUCCCAUAGGCUAGCAUUGAAAUGGCCUGUGUCCUCAAAAUAAAUUAUUUCUGGAUGUAUUUUCCUCGGAUUUCCGCCUGCCAUAUCAGUUCUGUUAUACUCAGACAUUAUUUUAACAGUUCAAGAGACUUCAGUGUUUUCUAUCCAAUGCUACCAAGUAUAUACAUAUCCUAGCUUCUGGGCCUGAGUAACAGGCAGUUUACUUUGGGCACGUCAGUCAUCUGAAAUUCCGAAUAAUUACCAGUAUGCUAAUGAAGAAUUGGAAUGCAUUCCAGGUGACUACCUCAUGAAUCUGGUUGAGAGAAUGCCACAAGUGUGCAAAGUUCUCAUCAAAGCAAAGGGUGUCUACUUUGACCAAUCUCAAAUAUAAAAUAUAUUUUGAUUUAACACUGUUUUUGGUUACUACAUGAUUCCAUAUGUUCCAUAGUUUUGAUGUCUUCACUAUUAUUCUACAAUGUAGAAAAUAGUAAAAAUAACCCUUGAGUAGGUGUCCAAACUUUUAACUUUUACUAUAUAUAUAUAUAUAUAUAUAUAUAUAUAUAUCAGUUGAAGUCGGAAGUUUACAUACACCAUAGCCAAAUACAUUUCAACUCAGUUUUUUAUCAUUUCUGACAUUUUAUCCUAGUAAAAAAUCCCUGUUUUAGAUCAGUUAGGAUCACCACUUUAUUUUAAGAAUGGGAAAUGUCAGAAUAAUAGUGAUUUUUAUUUCAGCUUUUAUUUCUUUCAUCACAUUCCCAGUGGGUCAGAAGUUUACGUACACUCAAUUAGUAUUUGGUAGCAUUGCCUUUAAAUUGUUUAACUUGGGUCAAAUGUUUUGGGUAGCCUUCCACAAGCUUCCCACAAUAGGUUAGGUGAAUUUCGUCCCAUUCCUCCUGACAGAGCUGGUGUAACUGAGUCAGGUUUGUAGGCCUCCUUGCUCGCACACACUUAUUCAGUUCUGCCCACAAAUCUUCUAUAAGAUUGAGGUCAGGGCUUUGUGAUGGCCACUCCAAUACCUUGACUUUGUUGUCCUUAAGCCAUAUUGCCUAAACUUUGGAAGUCUGUUUGGGGUCAUUGUCCAUUUGGAAGACCCAUUUGAGACCAAGCUUUAACUUCCUGACUGAUGUCUUGGUGUUGCUUCAAUAUAUACACAUUGUCAUUCCUCAUGAUGCCAUCUAUUUUGUGGAGUGCACCAGUCCCUCCUGCAGCAAAGCACCCCCACAACAUGAUGCUGCCACCCCCAUGCUUUACGGUUUGUAUGGUGUUCUUCGGCUUGCAAGCCUUCCCCUUUUUCCUCCAAACAUAACAAUAGUCAUUAUAGCCAAACAGUUCUAUUUUUGUUUCAUCAGACCAGAGGACAUUUCUCCAAAAAGUACUGUCUUUGUACUCAAAUGAUGUCAAUUAGCCUACCAGAUGCUUCUAAAGCCAUGACAUAAUUUUCUGGGAUUUUCCAACCUGUUUAAAGGCACAGUCAAUUUAGUGUAUGUAAACUUCUGGAAUUGUGAUACGGUGAAUUAAUCUGUAAACAAUUGUUGGAAAAAUGACUUGUGUCAUGCACAAAGUAGAUGUCUUAACCGACUUGCCAAAACUAUAGUUUGUUAACAAGAAAUGUGUGGAGUGGUUGAAAAACUUGUUUUAAUGACUCCAACCUAAGUGUCGGUAAACUUUGGACUUCAUCUGUAGAUAUUCAGUCCAUUCAGAAAGUUUUCAGACACCCUGACUUUUUCCACAUGUUGUUAUCAUACAGCCUUAUUCUGAAAUGGACAAUAAAAAAAAUACAUUCUCAUCAAUCUACACACAAUACCACAUAAUGACAAAGCAGAAACUGGUUGUUUGAAAUGUUUGAACAUUUAUUAAAUAUGUCCCUUUACUCAGUACUUUGUUGAAGCACCUUUGGCAGAUAUUACAGUAUUUAGUCCUCUUGGGUAUGACACUACAAGCUUGUCACACCUGUAUUUGGGGACUUUCUCCUAUUCUUUUCUACAAAGAUGCAUCGCAGCACAGCUUUUUUCUUGUCUCCAGAGAUCUUCGAUCAGGUUGAAGUCCGGGCUUUGGCUGUGCCACUCAAGGACAUUCGGAGACUUGUCCCAAAGCCACUACUACAUUAUCUUGGCUGUGUGCUUAAGGUCAUUAUCCUGUUGGAGGGAGAACCUUGGCCCCAGUCUGAGCUCCUAAAGGCACUCUGGAGCAGGUUUUCAUCAAGGAUCUCUGUAUUUUUCUCUGUUCAUCUUUCCCUCCAUAUUGACUAGUCUCCCAGUCCCUGCCACUGAAAAGCUUCAAACAGCAUGAUGCUGCCACCAUCAUGCUUAACUGCAGGGAUGGUGCCAGGUUUCCUCCAGACUUGACACCUGGCAUUCAGGCCAAAGAGUUCAAUCUUGGUUUCAUCAGACCAGAGAAUCUUGUUUAUCAUGGUCUGAGUGUCCUUUAUGGCAAACUCCAAGCGGGCUGUCAUGUGCCUUUUACUUCCGUCUGGUCACUCUACCAUAAAUGCCUAUUGGUGAAGUGCUGCAGAGAUGGUUGUCCUUCUGGAAGGUUCUCCCAUCUCCACAGAGGAACUAUGGUGCUCUGUCAGUGACAUUCGGGUUCUUGGUCACCUCUCUGACCAAGUCCCUUCUCCCCCGAUUGCUCAGUUUAGCCGGGCAGCCAGCUCUAGGGGGAGUCUUGGUGGUUGAAACCUCUUCCAUUGAAGAAUGAUGGAGGCCACUGUGUUCUUGGGGACCUCCAAUGCUACAGAAAUGCUGUGGUACCCUUCCCCAGAUCUGUGCCUCAACACAAUCCUGUCUAGGAUCUCUACAGACAACUCCUUUAAACUCAUGGCUUGGUUUUUGCUCUGACAUGCACUGUCAACUGUGGGACCUUAUAUAGACAGGUGUGUUCCUUUCCAAGUCAUGUCCAAUCAAUUGCAUUUACAACAGGUGUACUCGAAGUUGUAGAAACAUCUUGAGGAUGAUCAAUGGAAAUAGGAUGCACCUGAGCUCAAUGUCGAGUCUCAAAGCAAAGGGUCUGAAUAUUUAUCUAAAGAAGGUAUUUCUGUUUUUUAUUUUUUAUACAUUCAAACAUUUCUAAACCUGUUUUCCAUUUUUCAUUAUGGUGCUUUGUGUGUAGAUUGAGGAAAUGUUUUUAUUUAAUCUGA
Molecule: messenger RNA, 13734 nt
Organism: Oncorhynchus keta (chum salmon)
Lineage: Eukaryota; Metazoa; Chordata; Actinopteri; Salmoniformes; Salmonidae
Product: uridine diphosphate glucose pyrophosphatase NUDT14-like
Exons: 5
Coding region: 81-833 (250 amino acids)
Biological process (GO): ribose phosphate metabolic process; nucleoside phosphate metabolic process
Molecular function (GO): metal ion binding; UDP-sugar diphosphatase activity
Source: RefSeq, a predicted model, not a curated record